This is a messenger RNA of Habropoda laboriosa, 1746 nucleotides long. RefSeq names its product ankyrin repeat and LEM domain-containing protein 2 (gene Ankle2). The transcript is spliced from 10 exons. NCBI's taxonomy places the organism in Eukaryota, Metazoa, Arthropoda, Insecta, Hymenoptera, Apidae. Gene Ontology annotation, biological process: negative regulation of phosphorylation. Gene Ontology annotation, cellular component: endoplasmic reticulum. Gene Ontology annotation, molecular function: protein phosphatase 2A binding. The record is from RefSeq and is a predicted model, not a curated record.
AUGGGUGAAAACGAACAAACAUCACAAGCAUUACACAUGCCUUACGGAAAUUCUAAUACAUCAAAUGAAACCAUUUUUCAUGCUGUAUAUAUACCUGAAGAAAAUAUUGAUUCUUCAUCAGAAAACACUAUAAAAGAAAACAUUCGAGUAUAUCAAGACAAAACAGAAGCUUUAAAAGUAAUUAAGGAAUUUAAAACUGGUCGUCUAAAAUCAUUUAAGAAACAAUCAGAAGCUGAAGAAUAUGCUAAAACUGGCUUUGAAAAAACAAACUAUGUUAAUAAUACUUCAAUACCUGCAACAGUACCUGUAGUAGAAGAAAAAUCAAAUAAUUUUAAAGCUCCACGAUCACAAGAGCUUGUAUGCUUUAGAAAAUUAAUUAAAGAUGGAGAUUUAUGUGCUGUAAAAACUACAGUAUGGGGAAAUCCACGAUAUUUAAUUGGUAGUGGAGAUACACCUGCAAUUUUGCAAGAAGGAUGCCGUUAUAAUGCAUUACACAUUGCAGUCAGAGCAGACAGACCAGAUAUGUGUGAAUUAUUAUUAAACACUGUUGGAAAUGCAGACUUCAUAAAGUUACUUUAUGGUGAUGAAUACAGAAGUUAUGUAGAUCGUGCACAAAUUAUGUUAGACUUGUAUUUAAAUACACCUGACAAAGGAUUGAAUGAAACUCCAUUACACUUUGCAGUUAAAUUUGGUUUAAAAGAUGUAGUUCGAGUUCUUAUUUCAUAUCCGUGUUGUAUAAAAACAAUACCAAAUAAAUAUAAACAAUUACCAAUAGAUAUAAUCUGUAGUAGAACAUGUCAAGAAGAUGAAAAGUUAAAAAAAGAGAUACGUUUGCUACUAGAAGAUCAGUAUUAUGUACCUGUAUUAAGAUCAGAUGAUAAUUCAUUGCAACCUAUGAUUGGGGAACCUUUCUCUCCUACUAGUCCUUUGAGUUUGGUGACAGAUCCAAUUAGUCCACGUUUAGAAGUACGUGCAUUUGCUGGACCAAUGACAAAAUCUCGUGCAUUAGAAUUUAGAAAGAAGUGGAAAACACCUCCACGUCUUCGUAUGACUCCAAUUAAAAGAGCAACAGAUGAUGAGUGUAACAUGGUAGAUGCUUCUAAUAAUUUAGUUUUAAGACUACAAGAUGCAGAAAAGGGACUUGAACGAGUUGGCAGAAAUUUGGCAGAAGAGUAUCAGGUGUCAUGGAAGGAAUACUGGCCAUUUUUAAAUGAUUUUGCAGAUUUUCGUACUACAGAAGGUUUAAUGAAACUGGAAAAAUAUUUAGAACAUAAAUUCCAGGAUCAAUUGUUUCAUUAUUAUCGUCAGAUUUCAAAUGAAAACAUGACUAAUUUUACUGAAAAUUCAAAAACGGAAUUACCAGCACUUGAUGAAAUAGACUAUUUAUGCAAUAUGUUACAGCCAUGUUCUUUGUUCAUAUCAAAUAAUCAGGAUGAAAAUAAUGAAGAUGAAGUAGAAUUUUUUACACCACCAUCAUCACCACAUUCAACAAUUGAUAGUUCUGACGAUGAAAUGCAAAUGGUAUUUUCUUAAUAAAAUAACUAUUUUUAUAUAAAUACAUUACAAUUAUCAGUUCCAACACAGUUAGAUUAUGCUGUUUAUAAUGCAGUAUCAACAUCAAUUAACUCUACUACAUAUCCAAAUAUUUAUCAUUGGCAACAUAACAUGCAAGUUGCUAUGCAACGUGAUAUACAUAGAACAAAUAAUACACAAACAAUUAGAAGAAAAUUGAUCUUGACUUCCUAG